UUCUCCCGGCUGUCGCACACUGCGAAUUACAUUUACAAGCUCGAGUUGCUUUUCUAGAUGAAAUGCGUGUUUUUGUGUGUGCACCCCCUGCCCCUGAGUAGUGGAGAUGGUAGGGGAAAUGUUUAUUAGGUCAAAAUGUCGGGACAGUGUAGAGCUUCUGGUGCAUCCCGUCCUAUUGCAUAAUCGUGGACUAAUUAAAGACAGGUCAGUUUUCAGUUUGAUCCCAGUGCGGUGGAGCAGGUAUAACCCAUCAUACCUGGAGCCAGUCACAGAUAAAGAGAAGUACAGACGUCCUUUAGAUGAACUCAGUAAAGAACAACAGGAAGAAUGGGAACUUAAACUCACCAAACCAAUUAAGGCUUGUCCAGCCAAUCUAACCAGCUCUGUCUUCACUGACCAAACUAUCAGCAAAUUCACCAACAUGAUGAUGAAAGGUGGUGACAAGAUUCUGUCUCGAUCUAUCAUGAAUAAGACUUUAGAAAAAAUAAAGAGAACACAGUUGGAGAAAUAUUACAUGUCCAGUCCGGGGGAGAGAGACAAUAUUGAGUGCAACCCCUACACCAUUUUUCAUCAAGCCGUGAAUAGCUGCAAACCUGUCAUUGGUCUUACCACUAUCACAAGAGGAGGAAAGUCCUAUCAGGUGCCCACACCACUGAUGGAGACCAAGCGUCAGUUUAUGGCCAUGAAGUGGAUACUCACAGAGAGCCGAGAAAACAAAGAUCGCCGAACCUUCAUGUAUGAGAAGCUUGCAGCUGUACUGUUGCAAUCUUUUUAUGGAGAGGGAAAUGUUAUUAAAAGGAAGCAUGAUCUACAUAAAAUGGCAGAAUCAAAUCGAGCCUUUGCUCACUUCCGCUGGUGGUAGCUGUGUGAUUGAUGCAGCACUCUCAGCUCUUCUUACACUGACUGAUCAUAUACGACCCGCCACAAGAUACCUGUAUAUACAUUUUUGCUACUCUUCUGGUCAGCAUCAAACUCUUCUGCAUGUUGUUUAAAACAAAUCUAUAAUUCAAACUGACACAUUGUAAAUUUGUCCUAUUUUAAAAUGUUAAGAAUACAAACUAAGUAUUUGAAUUGUU
This is a messenger RNA of Pseudophryne corroboree (corroboree frog), 1076 nucleotides long. It is a transcript of the gene MRPS7, whose product is annotated as mitochondrial ribosomal protein S7. The record is from RefSeq and is a predicted model, not a curated record. Gene Ontology annotation, biological process: translation; ribosomal small subunit assembly. The transcript is spliced from 5 exons. Lineage: Eukaryota; Metazoa; Chordata; Amphibia; Anura; Myobatrachidae. Gene Ontology annotation, cellular component: mitochondrial small ribosomal subunit; ribosome. Bases 107 to 862 code for a protein of 251 amino acids. Gene Ontology annotation, molecular function: mRNA binding; rRNA binding; structural constituent of ribosome.